This is a messenger RNA of Rhinichthys klamathensis goyatoka, 6390 nucleotides long. RefSeq names its product ninein-like (gene ninl). The coding region runs from base 223 to 5724 and encodes 1833 amino acids. The record is from RefSeq and is a predicted model, not a curated record. The transcript has 29 exons. Gene Ontology annotation, biological process: microtubule anchoring at centrosome. NCBI's taxonomy places the organism in Eukaryota, Metazoa, Chordata, Actinopteri, Cypriniformes, Leuciscidae. Gene Ontology annotation, cellular component: centrosome. Gene Ontology annotation, molecular function: calcium ion binding.
GUCUGUCCGGCGACAGCGUGCUUCUACCCGGGACACUUUUCUUGGAUGCGUUACUUAUGUCUAUUUCAAAGAGAAAAACCUCUUUCCGUCUUUGGUCGUUCACUUUAUGACCACAUGUUUUAAGACGAAACUGCGACUGAUGCUGGUCAUAAAGUGAUUUUUACGGGAACGGAGUCGGUGUGAGGUUACAACGACUUUGCUGGCGGUGCAGUAUGUGGUGGGAUGGAUGAGGAGGAGCAGAACCGCUAUGUGGCCCAGUUGAAGGCUGAGUUUGACAGCUGUGACACCACCGGGACAGGUUACCUCGACAAAGAGGAGCUUACUGCCUUAUGCCACAAGCUGAGCUUAGAUGCCCAUCUCCCCUUGCUGCUGGACACUCUGCUAGGACCACAAAAUUAUGCCAGGGUACAUUUUGAGGAGUUCAAAGAGGGCUUUGUGGCUGUGCUGUCAAGGUCUUUGGACUUCAGUACUUCAGAGGAGGAGAGCAGCUAUCUUGAGCCAGCAGUCCCAGAGGAGGUGAAGCCUAAAUAUGUGAAAGGAACCAAGCGGUACGGGCGGCGAUCACGGCCAGACAAAACUGACUUAGAGCUCACAGCAGACUCAGAAGAUUCACCAGCGUUUGGGACUGACAAAGUGGAAAUAAACGGUGUAAGGAGAGCCAAGCUCAGACGCUCCACCUCACUGGAGAGUGUUGAGAGUCUCAAAUCAGAUGAGGACACAGGAAGCAACAAAGAGUCCACACACCACUAUUUUGUGGCACAAGGCCAGUUGAAGCUCUGGAAUCAAGAGGGCACAGAAAGUCCUCAGCGCUCAUCCAACCCUCAGCAUGAAGUGACAGAUGGACAGGUGAGAGCAGUAUGGGAAGAGCUGGGGGUCGGAGCCGGAGGAUCACUUAACCGUGAGGAGCUGUCGCUCGUCUGUGACCACAUCGGUCUCAAGGACUUACAGUCUGAGGAGUUAGACGCUCUUUUCAGGAAACUAGACAAGGAUCAAGAUGGGAGAGUCAGUCUCAGUGAGUUCCAGAGCGGUCUGUUCACACAACAGCGUCACAUUACACCCAUCUCUACCUCCACCCCUGCCAAGCCCAAACCACAGCGCUCCAUCUCAAAGGCCCUUGAGGAACGUUUGGUGCGUUCCACCUCCCCUUCUUUACUGUCGGCUACGGUGGGUCAGAGGCUGUUGACCCGGCUGGAUGAUGGAUCGGGGUGCACAAGCCCAGAUAAAGUCAUCGCCCUCUGGACGGAGGAGGGAAUCCACAACAGCAGGGAUAUUCUACAGACUCUGGACUUCUCUCUGGAGGAGCGACUGUGUCUGGCUGAACUCACUCUUGCACUGGACAAUGAGUUACUGGUCAGUGGAAACGGCAUCCAUCAGGCUGCUCUGGUCUCCUACAAAAAUGAGAUAAACCACUUACAAGUCCUGGCAGAGCAGGCCUGCCAGGAGAGGGACAAAACCAAGGCGGACCUGGAACUGGCUGAUCGCCGCAACCUACAGCUGGUCAGAGAGGUGGAUGAUCGGCAUGCGACCAUGGAGUCUCUCAAUGAGUCUAAAAUCAAGGGUCUGGAGCAGGACUUCCGGGAUAAACUUACAGCUCUGAGGAGUGAAUCUGAGUAUGAAAGCGAGGUUCUUCUAGAGCAGGUAGAGAAUGAGCGGGAGAGACUCCGGGAGGAGCUAGACUUGCUUCAGGCUCAGGACGUUAGCCUUCAGGAGGACAUUUGCACUGCUGCUAAGGAGAACAGUCGUUUGGAGGAGGAGGUCUGCCUUCUGAAGGAGAAGCUGUCUGAAGCGGAGAGCACCAUCUCCAAACUACAGAAGGAUCUAGAGCAUCUGCUGCAGGACAGGUACGGUGGCCUUGAUCCAAAUGGCACAGGACUGCUGAAUCAAGAGGAGCACUUCUCUGAGAUCUUUAAGGAGUACGAGCAGCAAUGCCGGGAGUUGCAAGACAGGAAUGACGAGUUGUGCUCAGAGCUGGAGUUGUUGAAGUCUCAGGGCUCAGGAAGGAGAGCCAGACGAUCCAGGGGCAGCCUGUCGGAUCAUGACUGGUCAAGCCGAAGAGCAUUAACCACUGAAUCAGAUUCUGAUGAUCCUGAAAUGAAGAAAGGUACAUCUCCUCAGGUCAGAAAAACUCUCCAAGUCACUGACAAGAAUGCCCUGGGUUCCUUGGAGAGCUUGGCUCCCUCUGUGAGCAUUGAGACAGAACUGGCCAUGGAGCAGAUGAAAGAGAGAUACGAGCAAGAGGUUCAGGACUUGAAGAUCCAAUUGGAGACUAAGGUGAAUUUCUACGAGCGCAGUAUGGAGCUGAUGCGGCAGAAUAUGGAGGUUGAAAGGAAGGACAUCUCACAGGGCUUUAAGAUGGAGAUCAGUGAGUUGGAGGACCUGAAGGCUCAGGCGGAGGAGCGAGCAGAGCAAACGCGUCAGGCUGUUGAAAAGCUGGAAGCAGAGCUGAGGGGUAAGACUGCAGGAGGAGUUUGGGGUCAAGAGCAAGAACGAAGAAUUCAACGGGAACAGGCAGAACUGGAGCAGAACUACGCUCGUGAGAUCAGUAACAUCGUGAUGCGCCUCACCUCAGAGAAAGAUCAGCUAGAGGCAGAACUCAAGCUCAAGAUGGACCAGGAGGUGCUGCUUGUUAGACAUAGACGAAUUGGCAUGUUGCUGUGUCCCAGGGAGAAGGCAGAGCAGCAGUUAUUGCACAUGAAGGCACAACACAGCGAGGCUCAGCAUAGCCUGCUCCAUCAGCUGCACCUCGAGCGCAGCCAAGAACAGGAGGCGCGCAGGGAGCGUCUCCUCAGCACCGAGCGCUGGAGUGAAGAGCAAGCUCAGAUCUGCAGCAGGGUGGCACAGGAAAGAAAGAAACUGGAGGAGGAACACCAGGAAGAAAUCAAGAAUCUAGGAGAACACAUCCACUUCAUGGAAGCUCAGGUAGAACUCGCAUCCAGGGCUGAGGAGGAGUUGCUCAUAUUACAAAGACAGCUAGAAGAUAAGCUGGAAGAGAUGUGUGUUCAGCUUGAAGACAACACGGUUUCCAUGAAAGCUCAAGAUGCCCUUGUCCAGCGUUUGACCUCAGAACUUCAUGCCAAAGAGAAGGAAACCGAAAUUAGAAAUGAGAAGGAACAAAAGCUUUGCAAUAAGCUGUCUCAGCUAGAGCAAAAGCUUAAAGCUGAGCGAGAAAAGAAGCAAGAACUUCUGAAGCAAAAGGAGCAAAUACAGAAAGAAAUGGACAGAAGUACUCAAGAUCUAAAGGAGGAAUUAGCAAAAGAAAAAGAGAAGAAACAGGAGCUUCUUGACAAAAUUCCUGAGUUGACAGAAGAGCUAGAGAACUGGAGGACCAAAUCUGAGACCUGGCAGAAGGAGAUCGAAAUAAUGCAGGGAAGCAGUAGUCAUCUAUCUACUGCAUUUGGUGAACAGCAAAUGCAGUUGAGAGAACAAGGGAAAGAACUUGAGGAUCUUCAAGAAAACUUGGCCAAAACGCACAAGGCAUUGAAAACCAGAGAUGAUGAUCUUACAAGACAGGCUUCUGAGUUAAAUGCUGUGGAGAUGGAGCGGGAUCGACUCAUAGAGGAGCUCAAGGGUCAGUGUGAGGUUCUCAAACAGCUACAAACACAGGUUAAUAGUCUCUCUGAAGAGUGGGAUCAAAUGCACACAACGGAGCAAACCCUUAAAGGCUUUCUUCUUGUGGAGCAGGGUAAGGUUGAACAGCUCCAAGCCCGUCUGAACUUGGAGCAAGAAGAAACGAGGCAUCUUGAACAAGAGAACUCAAGCUACCGGCAACUUGCAGACCAGCUUUCUUCUCAGAUUGUUGAAAUGGAGACCGAAUCUACCAAACUUAAAGAGAACAGAGAUCAUUUUGCACUGGAACUGCAAAGCAAAGACAACCAAAUGCUGGAACUCAACCGCCAGCUUGAAGCCAAAGCCGAAGAGAUGGAUUUGCUCUGGAACGAGGUUCAGCUGAAGAUGAAUCUGUUUAAAAACGUCACUAAUUUCUCUGGUCAGGUUCAACUUUUGACCAACCAAUUGGAGGACAAAAAGCGAGAGCUGUGCGCUCUGAGAGAGGAGGCCGACAAUACCACCAACCAACUACAACAAUCUCUGAUGGACUCCCAAGCAGAGCUUCUGCAAAUGGAGGAGGCCUUUGAAAUCGAGAAGUGCCAAAUGAAAGAACAGCUUCUGGAGAUGGAGGGACUUGUCAUGGCCUUAGAACUGGAGAUGGACUCCAAUCCCCACAGGGCUCAACUUGAUGAGGUCACGUCUGAAAACAGUGCACUGAAAGACAGGCUUGCUGUCUUACAGCUGGAUGUCAAGUCGCUGGAGGAGGAGGUCAACAAAAAGAGGAGGAAACUUGAAGAGAUGGACAGAGAAUAUAUGAAAAAUCGAGAAGACGAGGAGAGGCUACGAAAAGAGAAUUCCAAAUGUCGAGAAGAGGUGCUCGAUCUCAGUGCGAGAAACCUUCAGCUUAGCAGUGAGAACGCUGAACUGAGUUCCCGGCUGUGUACUGAUCAGAGAGCAGUGCAGACGCUGACUGACAGGCUAGCACAGGUGUGCCAGGAGAACGAUGGGACAGCUGCGUCCUACAGACAGCUGCAGGAAACCCUACAGCAGCAGGAGAGCGACAAACUAAAGCUUCAGGAACAGUGGCAGAAAGACAAGGAGCUUCUAGAGAGGGAGCUUAAAACUGCCAAGGAGAUGCUCCAGCAUUUGACUGUGGUUGAGUCUGCAUUGACUAGUCAGACUCUGAAAAACCAAGCACUAGAGCAAGACAAGGACCAUUUGUUGAAGGAAACAGCAGGCCGAGACCAGAAGCUGGAAAAGCUUCAGGAAUCGCUUCGUAACUCAGAAACCCAGAUAGAGCAGCUCAACUCCCAGAUCCUAAUUCUGUGGCAAGAAAAGGAUGUUCACAUCCAGGAGGCAGCCACACAUCAAAAGAUGCUGCAGCAGUGUCAGGACAAGGUCCAGGAGCUUGAGAACAGCAUACAUCAGCUGCAUAAAGAGAAGGAGCAUUUACAUCAGACCCACAGGAUUCAGGAGGAGACUGCAGUCAGUGUUCUGCAGAAGGAGUGCAAGAGCUUGCGAGUACAGAACGAGGACCUUCUUAACAAACUGGCUCAGCUGCAGACUCAGGAGCUGGAACUUCAGAGACUGACACAUCAGUGCCUCACUUUGAGAAACCAACAAGCAGAGCUAGAGACUGCUAAACAUGAGGCAAAUGAACAGGCACUAAGGGCAGAGAGCGCUCUGUCGCUGGUCCAGGCUCAGCAUGUACGUGUGGUACAGGAACUAAGGGAACAGGUGGGGUCUGGCACCCGGGAGCACUUGGCUCAUCUACAAACUCAACUGGCCGAGCAGCAGCACAGGACGCAGGAUUUAGAGGGUCUGCUUCGCUCUCAGGCCAAGCAAGCCGGCAUUCAGAUGGGCCUUCAGCAGGAGCAAUACGAGAAAUUGAUGGUGAGUAUGCAGGAGCGUAUGGAUGAAGUUGAAGCCAAGCUGAAAAACACCCGUGUGAUGCUGCAGGAGAAAGUCAACCAGCUAAAAGAACAGCUGGCCAAAAAUGCCAAGUCAGAUCUGCUGCUGAAGGACCUGUAUGUGGAAAACUCUCAGCUCAUGAAGGCUCUUCAGGUGACCGAGCAGAGGCAGAAGAGUGCAGAGAAGAAGUCUUUCCUGCUGGAGGAGAAAGUGAUCGCCCUUAAUAAACUACUACGUAAAAUCGCCCCAGCAUCGUUCACGGCUUAGACUUGUUUCACUCCAUUACGAGCCUUUACCCGUUGUACUGGACUGUGAAGUCCCACCCGCUAGUGCACUUUUGUAUUUUGGUGCGAAUUGUUUUUGUAAAAGCAGUAAACAAUCCUAGUGUUAAAGUGAAAGCACAAAUAAUGCAAAGUCUUACAAUUACUCUAACAGCAUUUUGUAUUUAAAUCAUGCUGUUUUCAACAAUAUAAAGAGGACGAAGCGUAAAGUUAAUUUAAGAUCAUAUUUUAGUCUCUUCAGAGGCAAGCGAAUUGAUCAUUUGUCAAGGACAAAGCUUUACACAUUCCUUUAUUUGUUCACUGUGAUGUAGGGUACAAACCGCAAGCGUUCUUGCCAAUCUGUUGGCUUUAAGUAUUUGAAUAUGACGUAUUCUUUUUACUGCAGUUUUAAUGCCCAUUUUAUAACCAAAAGCACAGUAUUCACUCAAUGUACAGUUUUGAUACAAAUACUAUAUUGUAAUUGCACAAUUUUCAAUCAUGAUGCACUAAUGUCCACUUGGAUAUAAAUUAUUCUAAGUGUUACAAUUGAUGUACACCUCGUUUAAAAGAGCUGGCUGACUUUUGGGAGAUAAUUGUGACACCAUUGUGUUGUAAAUGCAUCAUGUACUAUUUCCCACUGUAAGGAAUGUGAGCAAGUAAAGUUUUACCUGUG